CUCCGCUGCCCCGGAAGUUGUUUCUUCUUCGUCUGUCAUCAACAACAGUUAGCCGUUAGCUGCUACCCUGCGGAGCUCGGAGACCAGAUUCUGACACGGAUUUCUCUUCACAUAUCUACCAUGGCUGAAGUGGAGGAAACUCUGAAGAGGAUUCAGGGCCAGAAGGGAGUUCAGGGAAUCAUCAUCGUCAAUUCAGAAGGAAUUCCCGUGAAGACGACUCUGGACAACUCGAGCACGGUGCAGUAUGCUGGUCUGAUCCACCAGCUGGUCAUGAAGGCUAGAAGCACCGUCCGAGACAUCGACCCCCAGAACGACCUCACCUUCCUCCGGGUCCGGUCCAAGAAGAACGAGAUCAUGAUUGCUCCGGAUAAGGACUAUUUCCUGAUCGUCAUCCAGAACCCGUCAGAUUGAAGUAGCUGCAGCUCCACUCUUCACUCUUUGAUUCGUAUUUAAAAGAAAACGGCCAAACUUUUUAUUAGCUCGUCCUUGAUAAACCUACAGAUUCUGUUCACUAGAAGCUUAAAAACGGAUGGUCGGCCUGCAGGCGCACUUCUUUUUCCAUGUUUUAGCAUUCCAGCUCUCCUUUCAGCUCACCGUCUGUAACUGCUGUUAGAAACGAAGCUGGAGGAGGGAAGAUAACAUCUGCAGAGUUCUCAGCAUCCUGGUGGAAAACUGGGGUUAUUUAUUUAGACAUGAAGUGUAGAGGACGACAUUACAAACACUCUGUUGGUUAUUUGUAACUAAUUAAGACAUUAAAAAAGCCAAAAUGGA
This is a messenger RNA of Amphiprion ocellaris (clown anemonefish), 771 nucleotides long. RefSeq names its product dynein, light chain, roadblock-type 1 (gene dynlrb1). Gene Ontology annotation, molecular function: dynein intermediate chain binding. NCBI's taxonomy places the organism in Eukaryota, Metazoa, Chordata, Actinopteri, Pomacentridae. The coding region runs from base 121 to 411 and encodes 96 amino acids. The transcript is spliced from 4 exons. Gene Ontology annotation, cellular component: centrosome; cytoplasm; cytoplasmic dynein complex. The record is from RefSeq and is a predicted model, not a curated record. Gene Ontology annotation, biological process: microtubule-based movement.